Messenger RNA from Capsicum annuum, 1360 nucleotides. RefSeq names its product protein FAM133B. The transcript is spliced from 6 exons. NCBI's taxonomy places the organism in Eukaryota, Viridiplantae, Streptophyta, Magnoliopsida, Solanales, Solanaceae. Bases 470 to 1072 code for a protein of 200 amino acids. The record is from RefSeq and is a predicted model, not a curated record.
AUAUACUUUUGAAGUUGUUCCUAAAAAGAAUAAACUUGCAAACUUGUUUCAUCAUUGGGUGCAAUUAAACGGCGACCUAAACAUAGAUAUUUGUUCCCUUCACUCGGCGGUGGUUUAGGACACCGGAGUAAGUUUUUCCUUAGAAUUGCCAUUUUUUAAACAUAUGGGCCACAAAAAGCCCAAAAGUACUGUAGCUGAAACCCACGAACCAACCGAAUCCAAUUCGGGUCCGCAAACCCAUGAACCAAUAUCCGAGGGAGUGGUUUUUGUCCUCAUGGAAAAUAAGAUCUAUACCAAUCUGUUGUUUAUCGUGUGUUUGAUAUAAAACCCUUUCAUCCCAAAGUCCACCCUACAGCAAAACCUAUAAAUUUUCCCCAAGAUCUUCCUUUAUAUAUUCUCUCUGCGCAACCAAUAAGUCUUUUUUUUUUUUCUAAACUGGGCUUUUGAUUUUGAAGCCAAAAGUAAACGAAUGGGAAAAAAUCAAGCUUACAAAGCUAUGCAGCGAGCUAGGCUGGGUUCUAGCUCAGCUGGACCUGAUGAAGUUGAUGAUGGAAUGGUGGAUGGUUCUUUUCAUACACCAGAGUGGCAUGCUGCUCGUUUGGCAAGCCUCAAAACUUCCCAUACAGUUACCUGGGAAGAGUUCAAAAAGAAACAGAAGGAAGAAGAAGUGAGAAAAGGAGAGCUAGAAGCAGACAAAGAUAAAAUGAUGAGGGAAUACAGGGCUCAACUAGAUGCUGAAAGGGCCAGCAAGCUCUCUCAGGGAAGGAAUCAUUCCAGCAGUAACCACAGUCGCAAAAAGGAUAAGAAGGACAAAGAUAUAAAGAAACAUAGUUGCAAAAAGAGAAAGCAUUCAAGGAGAUAUUCCGAUUCCAGCUCUUCAAGCUCAUCAGCCGAAUCUUCUAGUUCUGACGAUGAAGAUAGAGAAUCGAGAAAAUCAAGAUCCAAGUCUAAGAGAAGGAAGAAAGAAAAUAAACACCGGUCGAGGUCGAGAUCGAAGCAGUCUACAAGCGAUGAUGAUGAAGCUGAUGGUCCUUUGCCACUCUCUAGAUUCUUUGGCAGCAUGAAAAGCUAAUGCCUCAUUUGACAUUAAGCUAUUACAAGGGGAUCAACAAUGAGACUUAGGUAUAUUGAGGCGGUGAAACAACGCAAUACUCACGAUCCUCUGACAGGUAAGUAAUAGACAAUUGAAAAGCAAUUGUUGCUGUAUUGUUAAAUAUGAGUGUUCCAAUAAUAUUCAAGGCUAAUGCCUAAUUAUACAAAGAUGACCCAGUACAAGUAUAGCACAUAUACACGGCAAAUUCUUUGUAUAAUUUAACUCAAGUUUCCCGUUAAACUUUGAAAGCUCCAUUCAUAUUCUUCA